AUUGUGAAAGGGCGAGCAGCGAGACUGAAAAGAGUUAGGGGAGGAAGGGAAGGGGGGUUAGUUGUCUGUGAGGAGUUUUUGGAGGCGGAGCACUCUGCGAAGCGUGGGGGAGGAAGGGGCCAUUGAUCGGGGGCUGGGAGGCGCUGUAGCCUGUGUUUGAAUGAAGCAGAGACGGAAAUAUGUGAGUUUGUAUAAUAAUAGAGGGGUAACCGACUCCAUUUGGUCGACGAGAAUCAGAACUUUUGUAUCGCAUUAUUACACUGUUUGGAAACACGAUCAAAAGGAAGACUGGAUCUAGUUCUGCGCUUCCUUGGAAUUUUGCACUCUGCCCUCGACAUGCAGUGUGCGAGUUUUGGGAAGAAUCAGUAGGAAUAUACCCAAUCCCUCGACGUAUUGUUGCGGCCAUUAACGAGGAAUUUACAACCUAAACUAUAUCGGCAACAUCGCUUGUGGCUUUAAUGCAGGUGACCAAAAUUCCAACACACUAAAUUGCACUCCAAAUCACGUUUCCAGCUAUUUUUUGUUCACCGGCAAAGCGGUUCGCUGUCUCGCAGGCAUUUGGGUGAUGAAUGAUAGUAUUCACACACGCAGCAGGACUCUGGGCAGAGUAGCCUACCGCUGCGGACACCAAGACUGGGAUGCGUAUAAUGGCCUUUGUAUUGUGUAGAUGAAUCUGGGAGAUUUUUUUGCAUGUGGUUUGAUGUAAAUGCGCAACGACUGAAAAUUACAACGCUUCUAUUUACCCGGCAAAACGAAUUCCCAAAGAAAGAUUUUUCCCUCAACCUUUUUUGCCACAACAGUUGUGCUAGGAUCCCUCUUUGUGUGGCAACCGCACUACCCCUCAAUUGACUGGAGAACGACUUGGAGAAAGGCUCUUCUCCAUCUCUUCUCAUCCAGCCUCCAAGAUAGAUUCUCUCAGGAGUAAGGUGGAGUUACUGAAGCUGCCGUUAGCUCUCUCCUCCAAAUCCCUGAGCGAGCGCAAGAGUCAGCUGGGCGGAGCCGGAGGUGGCACGGGGGGAGGAGGGGCCCACAAACCCCGCCCACCAGCCCCAGACAUGGACAACGAGUCGCAGUACUCGGGCUACUCCUACAAGUCGUCCCACUCGCGGAGCUCCCGCAAACACAGGGAUCGGAGGGACCGGCAUCGCUCAAAGAGCCGAGACAGCAGUAGCCGUGGCGACAAAUCUGUCACUAUCCAGGCUCCCGGAGAGCCCCUGCUUGACACAGAGUCGACCCGUGGAGAUGACCGGGAUGACAACUGGGGCGAGACCACCACGGUGGUCACCGGCACGUCGGAGCACAGCGUCUCCAACGAGGACCUGACGCGCGCCUCCAAGGAGCUCGAGGACUCUUCGCCGCUGGAGUGCCGGCGCUUCGCCGGGCCAGCCCUGAGCGGCGCUCUGGGCCUCUUCGCUCUCCUCACCCCCCUCGCCUUCCUCCUCCUCCCGCAGCUGCUGUGGCGCGACCAGCUGGAGCCCUGCGGCGUGCCUUGCGAGGGCCUCUACGUCUCGCUGGCCUUCAAGCUCCUGGUCCUGGCGCUCUCGUCGUGGGCGCUCUUCCUGCGUCCGCCCCGCGCCUCGCUGCCGCGGCUCUUUGUCUUCCGCGGCCUCCUGGCCGCGCUUCUCUUCCUCUUCGUGGCGUCCUACUGGCUCUUCUACGGCGUGCGCGUGCUGGAGCAGCUGAGCGGACUACCAUCAAGCAUCGUGGGCUCUGGCUCGGUGGGCCUGGUGGAGCUGCUCUUCAUCCAGUACCUGGCGCUGGUGCUGCUGGAGGUCCGGCAGCUGCAGCCGGCUUUCUGCCUCAAGGUCGUCCGCACCACCGACGGAGCCAGUCGCUUCUACAACGUCGGACACCUCAGUAUCCAGCGUGCAGCUGUGUGGGUCCUUGACCAGUACUACAGCGACUUCCCUGUCUACAACCCGGCGUUGCUCAACCUGCCCAAGUCAAUCCUCUCGAAAAAGAUGUCUGGCUUCAAAGUCUACUCACUUGGAGAAGAGAACAGCACCAAUAACUCAACUGGCCAGUCGCGGGCCAUGAUCGCAGCUGCAGCACGGAGGCGGGACAAUUCCCAUAAUGAGUACUACUACGAGGAGGCUGAGAUGGAGCGCCGCGUCCGCAAGCGCAAGGCCAGACUGGUGGUGGCAGUAGAGGAAGCCUUCACCCACAUCAAGCGGCUGCAGGAGGACGAGCCUGCGGCCUCGUCGCCCAAGCACCCGCGCGAGGUGAUGGACCCGCGGGAGGCGGCGCAGGCCAUCUUUGCGCCUAUGGCCCGGGCCAUGCAGAAGUACCUGCGCACCACACGCCAGCAGCCCUACCAUAGCAUGGAGAGCAUCAUCGCCCACCUGCAGUUCUGCAUCACCCACAACAUGACGCCGAAGGCAUUCCUGGAGCGGUACCUCAGCCCUGGGCCCACCCUGCAGUACCAGCGUGAGAACGGCAGAGGGCGUCAGUGGACGCUGGUGAGCGAGGAGCCGGUAACCAGCGCCCUGCGCCAGGGCCAAGUCUUCUCGCUGCGACGCCUCGACUUUGCCUUGGUCGUCACAGUGACGCCGCUCCCUUUCCUCAACCUGGGGGAGGAGUUCAUCGACCCCAAGAGUCACAAGUUUGUGAUGCGGCUGCAGUCCGAAACCUCUGUUUGAGACCGAGAAAGAAAGAGAGUGAGAGAGAGAGAAAGAGAGAGAGAGAAAGAAAAAGGAAGGAGAAGAUCGUCACAAGAUGGAGGGGUGGGCGGAGAGAGAGCUGAUGAGUAAAAAACGAGUCAGACGUUGGAGGAGUGAAGUUGGCGUGAAGUGACGACAAAGAAAGGAGGAAAUGAGAGUGGAUGUAGAGGGAUAGAACCACUCUUCAGCCCCGAUUUAACAUCACAUCAUUUCUCAUAGAUUUUAUUUCUUCAUUUUUUUUAUCUUCCAGUGACUUUCUCCCUUUACUGUUUUUUUUUUUUU
Messenger RNA from Alosa alosa (allis shad), 2942 nucleotides. RefSeq names its product VANGL planar cell polarity protein 2 (gene vangl2). Gene Ontology annotation, cellular component: plasma membrane. NCBI's taxonomy places the organism in Eukaryota, Metazoa, Chordata, Actinopteri, Clupeiformes, Clupeidae. The record is from RefSeq and is a predicted model, not a curated record. Gene Ontology annotation, biological process: establishment of planar polarity; multicellular organism development; Wnt signaling pathway, planar cell polarity pathway.